This is a messenger RNA of Limanda limanda (common dab), 2586 nucleotides long. RefSeq names its product family with sequence similarity 83 member C (gene sack1c). Bases 206 to 2065 code for a protein of 619 amino acids. The transcript has 5 exons. The record is from RefSeq and is a predicted model, not a curated record. Lineage: Eukaryota; Metazoa; Chordata; Actinopteri; Pleuronectiformes; Pleuronectidae.
GACCGGGACCAGGACCAGGACCAGGACCAGGACCAGGAUCCUCCGCUGUCAGUCGGGUUGACACCUGAUCCCUCCUCGGGUCCAGUCCCGUUCGGACCCGCGGCUCCUCGGGUCGAACCCAUGCCGUCCUGUUAGAACCUGAGCCUGCAGCAGCAUGCCGUCCUGGUAGAACCGGUCUCUGGUCAGAACCUGAUCCUGCAGAACCAUGCAGACCUCUGAGGCUCUCCGGCCCACCAGCAGCAGGAAGCCGCUGGGGAAGCUGGCCUCCCGGCUGGAGGAGGUGAAGAACCCGUGGCGCCAGGGGUCCUCCUCCCUGGAGCUCAGCCACAACGAGGCGGCCCGCCUGGCCACGGACGCGCUGCUGGAGCUCGGGGAGCCGGGCUACCGCCGGGUCCUGUCCGAGGAGCGGGAGCUGGGCUUCCUGUCCCCGCAGGAGAUCCGCUACAUCGGGCAGAACGCGGCCCGGACCUGCCCGGACUCGCUCGGCUCCAACGAGCGGGACUUCGGGGACUCGGACGUGGUGUCCCAGCUCACCUCCGGGACCUACUUCCCCAUGAUGUCCGACGAGGAGCCGCCGAUGCUGGAGCUGGGCUGGCCCGAGUCCCCGGCCCGGUUCGGCCCGUCGGAGACCCACAUCUACUUCCAGAGGGACAAGACCCACAACAUGAAGGACCUGGUCCGGUCCCUGAUCCACAAGGCCAAGAAGGUGAUAGCCGUGGUCAUGGACGUGUUUACGGACGUUGACCUGCUCUGUGACCUCAUGGAGGCGUCCAACAAACGCAAGGUCCCCGUCUACAUCCUGCUGGACGAGAAGAAGCUCGGCUACUUCUCCGACAUGUGCUCGGCGCUGGACAUCCAGAACUCUCACCUGCGUAACAUGCGUGUUCGCAGUGUGUGCGGCGACACCUACUGCACCAAGAGCGGCAAGAAGUUCUCCGGUCAGGUCCUGGAGAAGUUCAUGAUCAUUGACUGUGAAGAGGUCAUCGCAGGGUCCUACAGUUUCACCUGGCUGUCGGCUCAGGUGCACAGCAACAUGGUGAUGCACUUCUCAGGGCGCAUCGCCGACAGCUUCGACCGGGAGUUCCGCUGCCUGUACGCAGACUCGCAGAUCGUGGACUGCUUCUACAACCCGGAGGAUGAGGGGAUGGCGUACUACCCGUCCUACCAGGCCAUGAUGGUGCCUGGCGUCGGGCCCGGCCCGGUCAUGGCGUUGGAUCUGCACGCCGACAGGUACGACACUGGAGUCCAGCUGCUCCCAUCCCCUCGGCACCGGGACAGAGUUUGUUCUGAACACUCCAGCAGCCAAUCAAGUAACAGUGUCUCCAGCGUGAAGGCGGCGCCUGGAAUGACUGCCAACGCCACCUAUAAGGUCACUCAAGGUCACGACAAGAAGGAGACCAACAGCAACUCUCGCCUCAGCCCUGAGCGGAGGGGUGGGGGGGGGGAACAGGCACAUGUCCUGCCACCAGGGCCGCGGGUGACAGCAAACGGAGCGGCCAAUCACAGCCCAGCUCCUGAGCGACCCUCGCCGGCCUUCGGUCAGCCAAUGGGCAUCGAGUGGAACAAGCCCAGUGCGGUGGACGCCAUGAGGUCGAACCUCGGCAGCAGCACCUCCAAGCUGCAGGCGCUGGGCUUGUACGACCACAAACCCAGCAUGUUCCACGGGACCCCCAGCCCGGGCCUGACCCCCAGCCCGGGCCUGACCCCCAGCCCGGGCCUGACCCCCAGCCCGGGCCUGACCCCCAGCCCGGGCCUGCCCCCCCGGACCCAGACGCCGUCCCCGGUCCUCGACAGCAAACUCACCCUCAAGCAGAGAGCCCUCAACAAACUCUGGAGGUCGCCGUCCCCUCACAGCCCGGUGCCCUGGGGGGGGCCGGACCUCUCUCCCCCGGAGCCGGAGAGCCAGCAGGGCCCGCCCCCCCCGCCCUCUCCGGGGGCUCUGAUGAGCCGGCAGGACCAGAAGCGCAUGACGCUGGGCCACAGCAAACUGGACCUGGUGAACCACUACAACCAGAUGAAGUCCAAGCAGGUGUACAGCCGCUUCGAGCUCAAGAGCACCAACUGAGGCGCCGGGCCGGGGGGGCGGCGAGCGGCGAGCGGCGAGCGGCUCAUCAGACCAGAUGUUCUCCUCCUCUGCCUCCUGGUGUCUCUGGUUCGUCUCCACCAAGACAAACGUCUCCGUGGACGUCUUUCUGAAGCUAUGUCAGCUUCUCUUCUGAUGAUGGAAAUCAAACCAUCACAGAGUUUCACCUGAUUCCUGUCGUGACGACUUACUACAAGAACAGAAGUGAUGAGACUCACAAAACACACAAGUACCACACAUGACGUAUCGAGGUCCUGUUGAUACUCUCUCAUCCAAUCAGGAGUCAGUGUCAGCUGUCAAUCAUCCAAUCAGGAGUCAGUCUCAGCCUGUUUUUAUAUCAUUACAUAACUAAAUAAAACCAACUGAGCAGAAACUUGAACAAACGUCAGAGAGAGAAGAACGACGUGAAAUGACAGAAACAUCUUUGACAAUCGUCUACGUUGAUUUGAUUUUUUUUAGUUUGAUCUCAUCUGCUAACACGGAGGUGGGGGGGGGGGGUAAUG